Molecule: messenger RNA, 885 nt
Organism: Miscanthus lutarioriparius
Lineage: Eukaryota; Viridiplantae; Streptophyta; Magnoliopsida; Poales; Poaceae
Source: the annotation of a GenBank genome assembly
AUGGGCAGCGGCGGCGAAGGCAGUGACGGCGGCGCCGCGAGCUUUCGGGAGGCUCAUGACUUCAGCAACGUCGCGUCCUUCUCUGAGCUGCCGUUCCUGCGCUCCGCCCCGGCCCGUGAAAGCCCCAACUCCGGCAUCCGCAUCUUCGGCAUCGACGUCCCACAUUCACCGCCGGAGAGAAAGGCUAAAGAGGCCACCGCCACCACGCCCGCUACUACUGCCGCCGCUGCCGCUUCCACCACGCAAAGCAGCAGUGGCGGUACCACCACCGUCGUCACAGCUGCCACCGACAGCAGCCGCAAGUUCGAGUGCCACUACUGCUGCAGGAACUUCCCGACGUCGCAGGCGCUCGGAGGCCACCAGAACGCGCAUAAACGCGAGCGGCAGCACGCGAAGCGGGUGCAGAUGCAGUCCGCAAUGGCCGCUGCGGCGGCGGCUGCUGGCGGCGCGCACCACCACCACCUCCUCGGCUACCCGCAGCAUCGCUUCGGCGUGGCAGGCCCCACUGUGGCGACAUUGUACCCCUCGUGGCCAACAAUGAGGGCUCCAGGCGCCGCUGCGGCCGGUGCCGUCGCCAUCGGCCCGCAGUUCUACAGCGGGAUCGGGUCGAUCACCCAGCCGAUCAAUGGGAACCCCCUGACCACUGGGCUCUGGAGGGGGCCGCCUGCUGGGCACGGGAACACGAGCGUGCCGCCGGGUGGAGACCGGCGGCCAGUUGCGCUCUCGUCGUCCGUGUUCCGCGGAGACGAUCCGAGGGCCUCAACUUCUCUUUUGGCGUCGCCCUCCUCUUCUUCCUCUUUGCUGCAAUCUCCACAAGGUCAGUUUGUUUGUGAGCAGCCAGCGACCACUGCAGCCGAGGGUGUGAGCUUAGAUUUGCAUCUAUAA